Molecule: messenger RNA, 2000 nt
Organism: Hemicordylus capensis (graceful crag lizard)
Lineage: Eukaryota; Metazoa; Chordata; Lepidosauria; Squamata; Cordylidae
Product: dynein assembly factor with WDR repeat domains 1-like
Exons: 11
Coding region: 64-1113 (349 amino acids)
Molecular function (GO): protein binding
Source: RefSeq, a predicted model, not a curated record
GAUGGCCCUCGAGAAAAGAACCUGACUGUGGAGGCUGCAGAAGACCUGCCCCCACCCCCGGCCAUGCAGCCUGCCGCACGCCGGGGCCAUGUGACCACAGCAGGCCCAAGCACCACCCAGCAAGCGACCGUUACAGCCAGCCCUUCCAUCUCCGGUGACCUUCGGCUACUACACACGAUAGAUUGUGGAGAUCAGCUUCUUUGCUGCCAAUUCAAUAAUGACGGGACACGGGUCUGUGCAGGAGCAUGCGAUGGCACCAUUAAGGUUUUUUCUGUCAGUGAUGGAUCCCUUCAUCAUGUACUCGCUGAUAACGAUACCAGGAAACUGGGGUUGCCUACCACCUCUAUGCGCUUUUUGCCUCGUGGGCCAGCCCACAAUGCAGACGUCUUACUUGUCACCUAUUCUGGUGGGAUGGUGAAGCUAUGGCAUGUCCCUUCCCACACAUGUGUGCGGACCAUGAAGGAGGACCGCCAGACAAUGAUUUGCUGCUUUAACCCCUCUGGCUCCAAGUUCAUCACAGGUGGAUCGGGACCUGGGAUUUACAUGUACGAUGCUCAGACCUGGGAUAAACUGGGAAUUUUUGAGCCAAGUGAUUCCACAAAUGUGAUGGAUGGGCACAUGUCCCGGGUCUAUGCCCUGACCUUCUUCCCUGAAAAUGAUGACCGUUUUGUCUCUGGAGGAUGGGACAACACUGUACAGUUUUGGACAAUGCAGUCAAAACAUUCCCUAAGGCGUCUCUCUGGACCCCACAUCUGCGGUGAUGCUAUCUCUAUCGACAAAACUGGGGCACAGGUUCUUACAGGCUCCUGGAGGCGAAGUAACACCUUAGAGAUAUGGGACGCUGAAACUGGAGCCAAGCUUAUAGACAUCCCAGAAGACUUCCGGGGUCAAUCACAGAUUUACACUUGCCACUUCCUUGGCUUGGACCACAUUGUAGCCGGCGGGAGUCGGAACAACACAUGUCGGCUCAUCGACAGGCGAAUCCUCAUGAGCACAGGGGCACUGAAUGACCUGCCUGGGGGAGUCUACAGUACCCACAUCAAUGCCCGUGGAAUCCUAUCUGCCACUUCCAGCACCAACCUUUAUCUUGCACAGACUCCAGCACGGCCUUGAACUUUCCCUUCAGAUGGCGUCUCAGUAUAGGACUCUUACCGCUGCCAAGUGCUGCCAUCAACACCUUCCAAUCAUGCUCUGCUUUUGAUGAUUCUCAUCAACCAGGUGUGGCUUUCUCAACCUUGGCUUCUAUCAAAAUUCCAUCAUGGUCUGCUACAUAAGGACAUGGUGACGUGUCUAAUGUCAUCUCGGAACUAUCUGCUUCUGUGGACACUUUUGCAUCAUGCUCUGCCACUAGAGACUGAUACCAGACUAGAUGUGGCCAAUCCCACCAUGUUCUGCUAACAUUAUUAGCCUCUCAUCAUGGUCUUCUGCUUGCGAUGCACACCGUUAUGCCUGAAACCUUCCCAUCAUGCUUUGCAUCUAUGGACACCUCUCCAUUUUGAUCCAGUGCCAACGCAGAGAUGAUUAUUCCAGCAUUCUCUUUGCCCAUGGACAAUGGCAGAUUAUCAUUUGCUGGGAGGGGAUAUUGGCAGCCCCAUUACACCCCUAGGCUGCAGUUACCUUCCCAUAAUGCUCUAAUGCAGUUGUGGCCAACCCUACUAUGCCAUGUGGCUCCAAACCUACAUUUUCAUUGUCUGUUGCCAUGGCAGUGUGUCCUAACUUGACUGGCACUGUUCCCAGAAUGCUCUGGGAUUUGAAUCACUUCCCAUACUCCUCUGCUGUGGAGAAUCAUGACAAACUAAUAUGAAUGGCCAAUUCCAUCGCCCUCUGGAGGCCAGAACUGCCUUCCAAUCAAGUGUAUCGCUGCAUGAAUUUGUCAUACCUGCCGGGGGUUAAGGCAGCAAGUACCUCUCUCUCUCUCUCUCUCUGUUCCCCACAUCCCAGCUUGGCUACCCUGAAACACUGCCUUGGUGCCAAAUUAAACCAUCUUGGCUGGGCCUCUA